CAAACUCCUUCCUCUGAGAGACGCAGGGAAAUCUGUUUCAUCUGCAGCGGAGACAUUUCUCUUCUGCUUUAAGAUCCUUCAAGAAACUGAAGUAAACUUUGUUGUUUGAUGAGAACGUCACAGUGAGGUUAGUCCUGAGAAUUACAGUAAAUUCAACUUCCACCUUGAACUAGGAGUUUGGUCACAGGAUGGUUCGUUGACUGGAGGUCGUCACGUGAGUAAACUCCACCCGUUCUCCAGGAGCAGCGGCCGGUUUGAUCACCUGCUCAGUUCGGUGUCUGCGAAUCCCAACCUCCUAACAUGGCUGCCCUCGGCGUGCUGCUGCGGCUGCUGGCCGUGACGGCCGUCUGCAGCGGGAGUUUGGUUGUGGUGAACUCGGGCGUGGAGGUCGCCAGGGGUCGCUCGGUGUUCGUCACAGAGAAAGAGCUGAAGAUCAGCGUGGAUCCGGGCGCAGACUGUAAGGUGGAGGUGGUGAUGAACGAAGCCGUCACCCAGAGAGUGGGCCGGCUCACGCCACAGGUGUUCGACUGCAGCUUCCUGGAGGACGAGGUCCAAUACGUCCACAACGGGAGUCCACUGCUGGACGAGGACACGGUGAUGCUCAGAGUCUACAGGUUCACGUCUUCAGACACGCUGGUGGAGACGCUGGUCCUGCUGGUGCGGGUCCUGGACUCGGGCUCUGCUGUGGUGGAGCUGGGCCUCGUUCCUCUGGUGGUUCCUCAGUUCUACGCUUUGUCCAACGCCAUCGACGGCUCCGUGCUCCGCAUCAGGACCACGGCCGACCUCGUCUGCACCGUCAGGCUGACGACCACCGACACCAACGUCCCGGCGCUGGGUCAGCUGGUGAGGGAGGAGGACGCCACGCUGAGGAAAGGCAGAGAGACGGCGGCGCUCUGUCCGGGAAACAAACCCUGUCGCCAUGACACCAAGGAGGUUCGAUUCCUGAAAACCAGCUGCCAGGACUUCCUGAGCUCCGGGCUGAAGUACCAGCACCUCAGUCCUCCAUCGCCAGAGAUCGACUACAUCCCCAUCAGGGUGGAGCUGAGGGAGCAGAGCACACGGGCCCUGCUGGAGUCGGAGGCGGUGUGGUUACCAGUUUUGAUCCACGGUGCGAUGCAGAACCAGCCGCCCCAGGCCGCCUUCAUGGCCUCCUUCAUCCUGGAGGUGGACCAGUUCAUCCUCACGCCGCUCACCACCGCCGCCCUGGACGCCAACGACCACGAGACGCCGCAGGAGAGGCUGGUUUUCAACGUGACCGUCCCGCCCCCCGAGGGCUACGUCACCCACCUGGACGACCACACCAAGCCCGUCGGGUCGUUCACCUGGCAGGACCUCCACGAGAUGAAGGUGGCCUACCAGCCGCCCAACGGCAGCCAAUCACAUCGCAGGAACUAUGAGGUGGAGUUCCAGGUUAUAGACGGCUCCUAUAUGACCAGCCCACCCAUCAUGGUGCACAUCUCCAUCCGGGUGGCGGAAACAAACGCACCCAGAGUCUCCUGGAACAUGGGUCUGGACCUGUUGGAGGGUCAGUCUCGACCAAUCACCUGGGAGGAGCUGCAGAUCGUCGACAACGACAACAUCGAUGGUGUCCACCUGGUGGCGGUGGACGGUCCCCUGCACGGUCGGCUCAGUGUCAGAGACAGGAAGGCGUUCAUGUUCCGAGUGCAGGACCUCAGGGAGGGCGUGGUCGUCUACCAUCACUCUGACAGCGACACCACACGCGACCACGUCGUCUUCCGCAUCAGCGAUGGCCGGCACAGCAUCCGACACAAGUUCCCCAUCAACAUCCUGCCCAAGGACGACUCACCGCCGUUCCUCAUCAACAACGUGGCGGUGGAGGUGCAGGAGGGCGGCGCCGUGAGGCUGGAGGAGAUGAUGCUGUUGGCCUCCGACCUGGACUCCAGCGACGACUACAUCCUGUACCAGGUGGUCUCCUCCCCCCGGGCGGGGCAGCUGGUCAGGAAGACGUCCGCCCAAGAGGCAGGAGUUCCUGUGGACAGCUUCCUGCAGAGGGACCUGCUGCAGGGUCACAUGUUCUACCUGCACUCUGGAGACGAGCUGUUCGAGGACGCCUUCGACCUCACGCUGUCCGACAGCCACCAGCCGCCCAACCUCUCGCAGACAUAUACGGUGGUCAUCCACGUGUUCCCGGUGAAGGACCAGCUCCCGGUGGAGGCGUCCGGCAGCGUGCGCUCUCUGACGGUGAAGGAGACGGAGGUGGUUUACGUCACUCAGUCCCACCUCCACUUCACAGACAGAGAACAUCCAACCACGGACCUGAGCUACACCGUCACGCAGCCCUGCUUCAGCCCACUGCAUCCUGGGCUGAUGGACGCAGGACGUCUGUUCUACACAGACACCGCCAACGCCAUGAGGAGGGACCACAUGGUGCCCGUGUUAAAGUCCUUCACACAGCAUGCAGUGAACCACAUGAAAGUGGGCUUCAUGCCUCCUGUGGAGGACAUCGGCCCGGCACCGCUCUUCGUCCAGUUCGUCUUCUCCGUCAGCGACCACCACGGCAGCAUCUCCGGCCUCCUCUUCAACAUCACCGUCACCCCCGUGGACGACCAGGCCCCAGAGGCCUUCACCAACCUGCUGCGGGUGGAGGAGGGCGGCGAAGCCUUUUUGACCGAGGAGCACGUCCUGGUCCGGGACCGAGACAGCAGCGAGGAGGCGCUGAGGGCGGAGCUCCAGAGGACGGCUCGCCACGGCCGACUGGAGCUGCAGGGACGAACGCUGCUGCAGGGAGACGGGUUCACUCUGCACGACCUGAGAGGACUUCGACUCAGGUACAUCCACGACGACUCUGAGACCACGGAGGACGAGCUGAGUCUGAAGGUGACGGACGGUCUGAACUGGGCUCAUGUGGUUUUACCGAUACAGGUCCUGCCGAUGAACGACGAGCCUCCCCAGCUGGGAGGAGGUCUGCAGGGGGAGCUGAGCUGUGAGGAGGGGGGGCGGGUCCAGGUGACGCUGGACUACCUGUCGGCGACGGACCGGGACAGCGACGACUCCAGACUGACCUACAUGCUGGCACGGACUCCGGGUCGAGGCGAGCUGCAGAGAGCCGGACUGACUGUGGACAAGUUCUCCCAGCAGGACGUGCUGCAGGGACACGUCUACUACGUCCACACAGGAGGAGAAAUCGGACCCGAGCUGGUGCUCGACACCGUCACCCUCAUCAUCUCAGACGGCGAGGCUGGAGGGACAGAAGGCUGUUGCCAUGGGGACGCCCCGCCCCCACCUGUCCCCCUCCACGGCACGCUUCCCGUGUAUGACCUCAACAUCACCGUCCUCCCCGUCAACAACAAAGUCCCCUCCAUCACUCUGGGUGAGUCCCUGUUGGUCGUGGACGAGGGCUCCUCAGCAUGUCUGUGUGGGGGGGUCCUGGGGGCCUCAGACCCCGACAGCGCCCAGGACCAGCUGACCUUUCACCUGGAGACCCCGCCGCUGCACGGCUUCCUGGAGAACACGCUGCCCACGCCUGGAUCUGAGAAGAGCAACGCAGGAGUCCGAGUCGAAUCCUUCAGUCUCGUCCAUCUGACCUCUGGUUUCAUCAACUACGUCCAAUCUGAACACAAAGGGGCGGAGCCAACAGUUGACCAGCUGUCCAUUAGUGUGAGUGAUGGCUUGCAUCGCUCCGCCCACGUCCCCUUCUACAUCAUCAUCAAUCCAACCAAUGAUGAGACGCCUUCUCUGCUGCUCGCCAACUUCACCGUGAAGGAGGGUGGGAUCAGGGAGCUGACUCCGUCCAUACUGAACGGUUUGGACCUGGACGCCCCUCAGGACCUCCUCAGCUUCACCGUGGUGCAGCCGCCGGUUCACGGGCGCCUGAUCAACGGCAUCUACGGUGCCGAGAUGAGCCGCUACAAGGAGAUGGGGGCCGACCUCCUGCAGAGGAGCCUCCCCGUCACCUCCUUCACCCUGCAGGAGCUGCGACAGGGCAUGAAGAUCAUGUACAUGCACGAUGACACAGAAACCCUGGAGGACGCCGUGGCUCUGCAGCUGACAGAUGGCGUCCACACAGUCCGGGGGACGGCUCAGGUCACUGUGCUGCCGGUCAACGACGAGAAACCACGACUGCUCAAGAACGCUGGGCUGGAGGUGGACUCUGGCGAGCGGAGGGUGAUUUCCAGUGUAGCUCUGGAGGCCGAGGACAUGGACACGCCCCCAAACCAGGUGUUCUUCUUCAUCAACGCUGCACCGCGGUUUGGACCGCUGCAGCUCAAGACGGAGUCGGGUUGGACCGAGCUGUCGGCCGCUCAGAACUUCACUCAGCACGACGUGGAGCUGAACCGUCUGUGGUACCAACACAACAGCAACGCCAACGCCGCUGCCUUCAAAGGUCACGACAGCUUCCGCUUCACCCUCAGCGACCUGGAGAACGAGUCUCCUGCUCAGAGCUUCUUCAUCUCCGUCCAGACUGUGCACAAAGGUGACAUCGUGCUACUGAGCAAGGCAGUGCAUCUGAGGGAGGGGCAGCGGGUCGUCCUCAACACCGACAUCCUGCUGGCGUCUGACACGGGGGGGCGUCCGGAGGAGCUUGUUUACACUGUGUCUGUCCCGCCUCGACGCGGCCUCGUCCACGCCGUCCGGCGGCCCGGAGUCCCGCUGACCGGCUUCACGCAGCUGGACGUCGCCGCCCACAGAGUGUGUUACACACACGACAACAGCCACGACGCCGAGUCCGACUCCUUCAGUUUCGUCGUCAGUAACGGCGUCUCGUCACGCAGCGGCAGCCUCCACUUCACCAUCGAGCACGGUGACCGCAUCCCCCCGACCCUCAACCGCAAUGUCGGCCUCCGGCUGCAGGACGGGGCCACAGAGGUCAUCUCCGCCGAGCGGCUGCAGCUCACCGACCCCGACACCCCCACCGCCAACCUGAGCUACAUCAUCACGCAGCCACCGCGCCACGGUAAGCUGCUGCUGAGAGGAGCCCCCCUGACCCCCCCGCUGAGGUUCACCCAGAUGGACGUGGACAGGCUGGACCUGGCUUACCGGCACGACCCGGGCAGCCCGGCAGAGAUCGACAGCUUCUACUUCCUGUCGACUGACGGAAACAACAGAGGAUACCUGGAGUUUGGACAACUGAGAGAAGAGCCUGCUGUGUUCAACAUACAGGUGGACCAGGUUGACAGGACCCCUCCCAGUCUGACCACCAGACGCAGCCCCAGCACGGUGGUGGAUUUGGGGGCCGGACGUUUCGGCCUCUUCAUCACCAACAAACACCUGCAGGGGUCCGACCCCGACAGCCCCACGGAGGAGCUGGAGUUCUCCAUCAGCAGGCCUCCUCACUUCGGUUACCUGGAGAACGGCCUCACAGGGGGCUACAUCCGAGGUCGCUUCACCCAGCGGGACGUGGACCAGCGGGCCGUGGUGUUCGUCCUCCCGGCCGACAUGGAGGUGACGGCCGACAGCUUCGAGUUCCGCCUCACGGACCCGGCUGGAAACACGAUGCUGCCUGAAGUAUUAGAGCUGUUCUGGUCCCGGGUGGACUUGUCUGCGACCUGCUACAGAACCUGUGAGACCUCAGGGACCCUUCAGAUCCAGAUCCAGCGCAGUGGGAGGAGCUUGGACCCGGCGUACGUUGCGAUUCAGGUGGAGGAAGGUUCGGCCAAACUGGGAAGAGAUUUCACCCACAGCUCAGCUUCUCUCAUCCAGUUUGACCCAGGCGUCAGUGUGAAAACCUGGAACAUUUACCUGAUGGACGACGGCCUGGAGGAAAACCACGAGACCUUCACCGUCGCCCUGAAGAAUCCAAAGAACGCCGUCCUGGGCCAGAGGACGUCAGCGAGCGUGGAGGUCAUCGACCCCAGAGGAGGAAGCUGCGACCCCGAUGAACUGGUGGUGGACGAGGGCGGGAAGCCUCCACCUCCUCGCCUCCCUGACCCCCCCAGGCCGGAGGAGGACGAGGACCCCGUCACCGACAUCGAGGCGGAGCUGAUGUGGGAGAACCAGCCUCACCCUCCCAGAGGAGACGUCCCCAACCGCCGGCCCUACCUGGACUACGGAGAGCGGGAACCACAGGACCAGGCGGGGCCCGGCCACGCCCCCCCCCACAGCAGGAGGCUGCCAGGGACGAGCGAAGUCGGACAUGGAGGAGUAAAGGUUCAUCUGUCAGGAGAGAGGACGCCUGGAGACCGAGUGUGGACAUUCCACAGUCUGACUCCUCUUCGUCUGGAGGAACUGAAGCCGGAUGACUCUGCGUUGAGCUGGUCUCACAGUCGCCCCCUGCAGGAGGGGCGAGUUGGUGACACUCCUCAGAUGGAUCAUCCAGCACCAGAGCUACGGCAGCACAAGUCGUUCAGCAGCUCGUGUCCUGAUGGUUGGACUCACUACAGGAGACGUUGUUACAUCAUCAGCUCGUCUGUGGCGACCUGGGCCAGCGCUGAGAGAACCUGCUCGCUGCUGUUCAACAGCAGCUUGACCAGCGUGCGCUCCAGGAGAGACAUGUCCUGGCUGUGGAGGUUCUCCAGGAAGCAGCCGUUCUGGAUCGGUCUGUCUGCAGGUCCGAGGGGCUGGACGUGGGCGGACGGUCGCUCAGUGUCCUUCUCCAGGCUGAGGGGGGCGCUGCCGAGCCGCAGUGGCUCCGGGGGCGGCUGUGUGCUGGUUGAAAACCCCGGCAGCUGGAUCUCCUCGAGCUGUUCGGCAGAAACUCAACACGCAUUCAUCUGUUCAUCUCCGGCUCUGAGACACUGAG
Messenger RNA from Hippoglossus stenolepis (Pacific halibut), 6700 nucleotides. RefSeq names its product Fras1 related extracellular matrix 1b (gene frem1b). The record is from RefSeq and is a predicted model, not a curated record. Gene Ontology annotation, cellular component: membrane. Gene Ontology annotation, biological process: cell communication. Lineage: Eukaryota; Metazoa; Chordata; Actinopteri; Pleuronectiformes; Pleuronectidae.